AUGGGUAGCAGCGAAGGACAAACGUACUGUCUGCGAUGGAACAACCACAAAUCGAACCUGGUCGAAAUACUCGACGCCCUGAUCAAGAUGGAGUGCUACGUCGACUGUACGAUCUACGUCGACGAUCAAGUGCAGUUCAAGGCGCAUCGUGUUGUGCUCGCCGCCAACUCGCCCUACUUCCAGACGAUCCUGCAGGACGUCCCGAUGGAUCACUGUAGCAUUCUGUUCCCGGGUGUGCAAGAGUUUGAGAUGCGCGCCCUGCUGGAGUACAUGUACACCGGUGAGGUGAACGUUACCCAGGCACAGAUACCGCGCAUCAUGAAGAUCGCGGAACAGCUGGAAGUGAAGGGCCUCUACGAUAUGGCUGACCUGAAGGGUCGCUUCAACAAAAUGGUCGAUGUAGAUCAUUUGAUGCGUGAUCGCGACCCGGCCACAACACUGCUUGCCAGCAACAACAAUUACGGUAGCAAAGGAUCGUCCACGGCCGGUUCAGGUGCGGCGACAGCUUCGUCCUCUUCGUGGAAAGACACCCCGCCAACUAGCAGUAGUAGUAGCGGUGGUGGUGGUGGCGGCGGCGGCAGCAGUCACUACUCACACCAUCAGUAUCAGCACCAGUCAUCGCCAGUUAUUUCGACCUCGACGAACAUAUCGAUUGCUCAGAGUAGCAGUUCCUCGCCGCCGUAUUCGUAUAAAUCGCCGUACUCCAGCCUAUACUCUCGCAGUCCCGGUGCCGUUGAACGUGAUCGCGAACGGGAAGAACGCAGUCGCGAUCGCUCCUCAUCCUUCUCACACACGGCCACCUCUCCGCAUCGCAUCCAGUCCACGUCGGGUUCCUCGGUAUCAUCGGUAUCGGCACAGAUCGCACUACAGUCACAAGGCGGCAACCAUCAAUCGUCCACACAUCAGUCCAGCAGUUCCUCCAGUGCUAACUCCGCUUCUGCCCAACCGUCGACAGCGGCUGCAGCCGCGGCACUGGCUGCCGGUUGGCCGGGGCUCGGUCAAACACAGCUACACAGCAUGCUCAGUUCGGCGUACGAUUCCAGCACCGAUAUGAAUCCGCUCAAGCGCAAGAAAUUGCAAUCUAUGUCCAGUAUGCUGCGUGACACUCCUAUUCUACGCAACGUACUGGCACAGGCGAAUCCGGCCGACUCCUCGCAAACUUCCGGUGGAGGUGUUCCGGCUGGUGCGGCAGCAACGGUGGCCACGAUACAGACGAUCCAAGGUAGCAUGAAGUCCGAUCCCGAUCGACCCAGCAGUCAUCACUCCAAUGGCAGUGGUUACAAGUCAAUCAAGGAACCAUCGCAUUCACCAUACGCGGACAAAUCAUUCGAUGAUGAGCUGCUGGACUCGCCGCACAAUUUCAGCGGUGAUGCUCGGUUGGCUUCGUACGUGCCACAUCAACAGCAGAAGCCGGAAUGGAAGCGCUACAAGCAGUACACCCGUACGGACAUUCUUAACGCGAUCGAGUGUGUGCGCAAGGGCAUGAGCGCGUUACAGGCGUCGCGCAAGUUUGGAGUCCCGUCCCGCACCCUCUAUGACAAGGUGAAGAAACUGGGCAUUACCACUGGUCGGCCCAUUAACAGGGCGCUUAAGCGAUCGCCCAGCUCAAGCGGCAGUCCGGCAUCCUUCCCGUACGGGUUAAGCGGUGCGAGUCACAUGUUCGGGCCGGGCAGUGGUGCACCCGGCGGUUCACAUCCGGGAGACCAUCAUCCGCAGAUGCCAUCACAGUCGCAACAGCAGGACGAGGAAGCAUCGGCGGCUGCAGCUGCUGCGGCAGCGGCUGCCAUGGCACACCAUGAAGCGGGUCGCAUGAUUAAGCUGGAGCACGGUAGUCACCACGGAUUGCCCCCUACGAUCCCACAUCCUGCCGCUGCCUUGCUCGAUCCUUCCUUUCUACAGCAAGCACUGGAAGCCCGCGGAGGAGACAUUGCUGGCCGUGAGGCACUGCACGCGAUGGCCUUUGCUGCGGCGGCUCAUGCGGCCGUUAAUGGUAUGAGCACGUCCCCGGGCACGCACGGUACCGCCCGAUCGCCCAGUCCGAGCGUGCUGAUGAAGUACAUGCGCUCGGUAUCGAUGAGCUCUCCCGAGGACGAUCGUCACCAUCCGGCGCCACAGCAGCAGCGCGAGCGAGAACGGGAUCUUGUCGAAGGACAUCCGCAUCGGGAAGGCCAUCACCACAAUGGGUCGGACCCGGUUUACGCCAGGCGCGAUCAUCCCAUGGAACAGGACUCGAUCGAUGACACAGGCAGUGACUGUGGGGAACGACCACCCAGUGGUCCGGGUCCGGUAGAGGGCCAGGAGGACCACGUGGAAGAUCUAUCCAUGGGUCCGAAGCGUGACUCAGAGGAACGGGGACCUUCGGUAUCGCCACCUCCGUCGUCCGUGGUACGGGCACCCCAACGAUCGCGCUCACCUUCACCACAACCGGCCCCACCCUCCCUACCACCCCAGCAGCAGGGUGUCAUCGUGCCAGCACCCGGUAAGUUAAAGGAAGACUACAACAUCCCCAUCAAGCGGGAAAUCAUCGCCGACAGUAACGCACCGUCAGAAUCGUCGUAG
This is a messenger RNA of Anopheles marshallii, 2559 nucleotides long. RefSeq names its product longitudinals lacking protein, isoforms A/B/D/L-like. Gene Ontology annotation, molecular function: DNA binding; protein binding. Gene Ontology annotation, biological process: regulation of transcription by RNA polymerase II. The record is from RefSeq and is a predicted model, not a curated record. Bases 1 to 2559 code for a protein of 852 amino acids. The transcript has 2 exons. NCBI's taxonomy places the organism in Eukaryota, Metazoa, Arthropoda, Insecta, Diptera, Culicidae. Gene Ontology annotation, cellular component: nucleus.